AUGUCGGGCUGGGACGCCCCCGCGGAGAGCGAGGAGGUGCGGCUGGAGGCGGAGGCCCAGCUCACGGAGCAGUGGCGCAAGAUGUUGGGGGAUCGCACCCCGGCAGAUCUCCCCCGCAGCGAGAUGCGGGCGCUCUUCGCGCUUGCGGACCGGAUACCUUGGCAGUACAGGUUGGCUCUCUGGCCGGCCUGGCUGCAUGUGGAGAACCAGGACGCCGCACAGCUGGAUGAAGGUCAGCUCCCUGCCACAGAGCUUUGCAGAAGGCAGAUCGAGAAGGACGUGCCCAGGACUCGGCCCGGGGAGCUGAAGGAGCACCAGAAGAACUCCCUGGGGCGGGUGCUGCGGGCCUUCUCCCACCUUUGCCCCAAGGUGGGCUAUUGCCAAGGUCUCAAUUUCAUAGUGGCUGUCCAGCUCCUCGUGGGCCUUACAGAGAAGCAGGUGCUGGGUGGGCUUCGGAGCCUUACUGACACCUUCUGCGAAGGCUACUACGAGGAGUCCAUGCGCGGGCUGUUGCGCGACAUCGCCGUGAUGGAUGCCCUUUUGCUGCUGCUACUGCCAAAGGUGCACGCGCGUUUCGCGGAGGUGGACUUGCCCCUCCUUUGGAUAGCUACGGAGCCACUGCUGACGCUCUUCUCUCGGGAGCUGAAGACCAUUGAGAGUGUUUGCCGUCUCUGGGACUUCUUCUUGAUUGAGGGCGUUUGCGCUCCCUUCGCGGUGUUCCUGGCAUAUGUGGAGCUGGCGCAAGAGAGGAACCUCCUGACAGGCGCCGCCGAGGACACCCUCGGGGCCUUCAGGUUGCUGCUGGGCGACCCUAGCGCAAUUGCGGGGAACAUUUUGCGGCGCGCGGGCCUCUUCUUGGCGCCGCGGCCCUUUGGCGGCGGGCUGAAUGAGCAGCUUCUGCGGCGACUACGCCAGGAGGCUGAGCAAACUUGCCCAGGCGCCUGA
This is a messenger RNA of Effrenium voratum, 945 nucleotides long. The record is from the annotation of a GenBank genome assembly. NCBI's taxonomy places the organism in Eukaryota, Dinophyceae, Suessiales, Symbiodiniaceae.